Molecule: messenger RNA, 2121 nt
Organism: Adineta ricciae
Lineage: Eukaryota; Metazoa; Rotifera; Eurotatoria; Adinetida; Adinetidae
Source: the annotation of a GenBank genome assembly
AUGGGUGGAAAAAAGUCUAAACCUGUUCUUGAUUCUCCUGAUGGAGCAACAAGAAUAGUACAAACAUCAUCAGAUAUUCGUUUAGCAAGACAUAUUGACCAAAAUUACCUUCUCAUUUGGCUAAAUCCAUAUUUUAACGAGAACAAUGAAAAUUGUCGUAAUUUUGUUACUCAUUUGAGAAAUAUUUUCAGUACUAUUCAUACAUUCACUGAUGUCGAUCAUUGUAUCGAUUAUCUUACUGAUGUCAAAAAAGAAAAAGUCUUUAUGAUUAUUUCCAGUACUAUUGAUCAAAAUUUAAUACAUCUCAUUCAUGAUAUAUAUCAACUUGAUUCCAUCUAUAUACUUCGUGAAAGUCUUUCUUGGCACGAACAGUGGGUAACAGGAUGGCCUAAAAUGAAAGGUAUUUUCAUACAAUUAUUAUCAAUUUCAAGAGCAUUAAAAGAAGUAACUAAACAAUGUGAUCAAGAUCUAAUUUCGUUAAGCUUUUGUUCAUCAAACGAUAAUACAUCCGAUUUGAAUCAUAAUGAACUCGAUCAAUCAUUUAUGUACACACAAUUAUUUAAAGAAAUUCUGUUAGAAAUCGAUUACGAUGAACAAGCGAUUGAAGACUUUGUCUCUUACUAUCGUAAAAAAUACUCAAAUAACGAUACUAAUUUUGAUUUUAUCAAUAAAUUUGAACGCGAAUAUUAUCUUCAUUCUCCCAUUUGGUGGUAUACUCAUACAUGGUUUUUAUAUUCAAUGGUUAAUCGAGCUUUACGCAAUAUGGAAGUUGAUAUAAUCAUUAAAUUAGGUUUCUUCAUAUCCGCUCUUCAUCAACACAUCGAACAACUCUAUACAGAACAAUUUGCCAGUACUCAAAAACAAUAUUUUAUAGUUUACCGAGGACAAGGUUUAUCGACGAAAGACUUUGAAAAACUUAUGAAAACGAAAGGUGGAUUGAUUUCAUUUAAUAAUUUCUUGUCUACUAGUAUCGAUAGAGACGUAUCACUUGCUUUUGCUGAUAGUAAUCGAAAUAAUCCCAAUACAAUAGGAGUUCUUUUUAAAAUGACAAUUGAUCCAAGAAUCUCAUCAUCACCGUUUGCUCGCUUGGAUAACACUAGUUGCUUUAUGAAUGAACAAGAAAUCCUGUUUUCUAUGCAUACAGUUUUUCGUAUUGAUUCAUUGGAACCUUUCGUCGAUAAUCAACAUAUUUGGCAGGUUGCGCUGACACUCACUAAUAAUAUUGACCAACAGCUUAAUUCAGUUGCCGAUGGAAUACGACAUAGAUUAUCGAGACUAUCCGAACCUGUUCGAUUGAUUGGCAUACUCAGUCUGCUUGCUAACUUCGAAGAAGCCGAAGACUUGCUAAAUACUGUAGACAGUCAAAUGUUUGAUGGUGACGAUAAAGCAGGUUUGUCUUUGAUGGCUGGCUAUUUAAAACUCGCACAAGAAGAUUAUGGGGGAGCAAUGUCACUUCUGACAGAGGCUCUUGAUAUUUUCCAAAAGAAUCCGACUCAAAAUUAUCUUUCUAUUGCGUUUACUUAUAGCAGUAUUGGGUCAGUAUACUUUCAUAUGGGAGAGUACCUACGAGCGAUUUCUUUUUAUGAAAAAGCAAUGGAAAAUUUUCCUGAGUGUUCUUCUUCAAAUGAUAAUUAUUUGGCUCUUAUCUAUAAAAGUGUUGGGUUGGUUCAUUCUAAGAUGGGAGAGUACUCAAAAGCGAUUUUUUUCCAUAAAAAAGCGAUCGCUAUCUAUCAAAAAGAAAGUCUACCUGGGGACGAUAUACAUUUGGUGUUGUCCUAUAAAGACCUCGGUUUCGUUUAUGAAAAUAUGAAAGACUACUCAACAUCAGUUUAUUUUUAUGAAAAAGGACUUCAACUGUACCAACGAAUAGUCCUUCCAAAUCAUCUACAUUUGUCUAUUUACUACAAAGAUAUCGCAUCUGUGUAUUUCAAGAUGCAUAAUUACCAUAAAGCUCUUCAAUAUUGUCAACAAGCACUUCAGAUAUGUCAAAAAUGUCUGCCUUCAAAUCAUCUUAGAUUAGGCGAAAUGUAUUCGCUAAUUGGUCGUGCUUAUAACAAAAUGGGAGAGUACUCAAAAGGAGUUGCUUUCUCUAAGAAAGCACUCAAAAUUCUCACUCAAUGA